AUGGCAAUAUCAUCAAUAAUGAAGAAGGAGAAGGAGAAGGAGACGGAGGAUGUCUCUGAUGCCCAAUGGAGAAACUUCCGUGCUAAUUUGCUUAUUCUUACUCUUGUUUUUGCAAUUUUCGCCCUGUUUGCCAAUUCCUUAAGGGCCCUUUUUUCCUUGAAAGCUAAAGGGAUGUCCUUAGUAUGGCUUUUCAUUUCUUUGGCUUACCUAUCUUAUCUUCACGGCGCUUGCUUUGGAUAUGAUUACCAUUGGGCACAUCAGGAUCCUAUUUUUGAUCAGCAGGAGAGAAGUGGACAGAAAGAUAAAUUUUCCUUUAGCAUAUACCUCUCUUAUUUGCUAUAUGCCCCAGUUUAUAUUGCUGGCCCAAUUAUAAGCUUCAAUGCCUUUGCCUCACAGUUAGAUAUGCCUCAGAAUAAUUAUACAGUAAGGGACGUGUCUUGUGGUCUUUGGAAACUAUUAUCUCCUAUGGACAUAUUCAUCAUUGGAUAUGGGGUGUUGAACUUCAUGUGGCUUAAGUUUUCCCUUAUCUGGCGCUAUUUUCGGUUCUGGUCACUGAUUUGUGGCAUUGAGGCCCCUGAGAAUAUGCCAAGGUACCUUUACAUUCCUCUUGGAGGAUCUCGGAGAAAGCUACUCAAUAUAUGGGUUAUAUUUACAUUUGUUGCCAUCUGGCAUGAUCUAGAGUGGAAGCUGCUUUCAUGGGCAUGGUUAACAUGUUUAUUCUUUAUCCCUGAAAUGGUGGUGAAAUCAGCAGCGAAUACAUUAAAGGUGGAGAGUGCUUUUGGGGAGUUUCUUUUCCGUGAACUUAGUGCAGCUGCUGGUGCCAUCACCAUUACAUGUCUCAUGGUUGCAAACCUUGUUGGGUAUGUAAUUGGACCAUCGGGCAUAAAUUGGUUGCUUUCACAAUUUCUUACAAGACAAGGAUUGCCGGUAAUGGGUGGCAUGUUCAUAACGUUUUACGUUGGAACAAAGCUUAUGUUCCACAUUGACGAUGCCAAGCAAAGGAAGCGCUAA
Dovyalis caffra is the source of this 1011-nucleotide messenger RNA. The record is from the annotation of a GenBank genome assembly. NCBI's taxonomy places the organism in Eukaryota, Viridiplantae, Streptophyta, Magnoliopsida, Malpighiales, Salicaceae.